Rotaria sp. Silwood2 is the source of this 222-nucleotide messenger RNA. Lineage: Eukaryota; Metazoa; Rotifera; Eurotatoria; Philodinida; Philodinidae. The record is from the annotation of a GenBank genome assembly.
AUGAUGAAACUUACAUCAGCAAGUCAACCUGAUUCAAACUUACCAGUAACAAGCCCAAUUAAUAUUAAGAAUGAAGAAAGUUCAAACAAUCAUAAUGAUUCAUUUGAUAGUAGUCAAACCAUUGACGUUGAGCCAGAUCAACCAGAACAAAAACAAAAAACAAUCAACCAUCAAAUCAAAACAAGAUGUUUUGAAAUACUUCAUCAUCAUAUCCACUGGUGA